UAGCUAUAUGUUGAGCCCAAGUAUAACGGCUCUGAAAUCUGAACCCAUAAAUUUCUGAAGCUUGAAGAAAUUUUCCGCCUAUAGUAAUGCAUGAUUCUUCACAUAAUCACAUCACUUAGAAAUACAACUACUAUCAAAUGUUUAUUACAUACUCUAGAUUCAAAUCUGCCUUCACUUUUUCUCUCUCAAAACUUCUGAUUCACAAAUCUCACUCUCUAACUCCAUCAACUGAAUUUCCCGCCAAUUACAAACCAACUAAUUUUACCACAUUCUCUCUCCUGCUAAAAAAACGACCUCCUCUCCCACAACUGAAGCAAAUUCACGCCCAAAUUCUUUCCCAAUCUCUCUCCUCUGACCCUCACUUGGUUUCUUCUCUCAUCCAUUCUUAUCUCUCUUCUCACCUUCUAAAUUCUGCUACUUUUUUGUUUGAUAAUUAUCCUUCUUUCCCACCUUCUACUUUACUAUGGAAUUUAAUCAUAAGGGCUCACUCCAAAAUUCAAAAUUGUUUACAACCCAUAAAAUAUUUGAGUCAAAUGUUGUUAAAUGACGAAUCUUUUAUGGUUUUUCCUGAUGAUUAUACAUUUACAUUUGUAAUUACUUCUUGUUCACAACAUAGUUGUUCAUUGUAUGGAGAAAUUGUUCAUGGGAUGAUAAUGAAAUCUGGGUUUGCGUCUAAUUUGUUUGUUGGGAAUUCAUUGAUUAAUUUUUACUCGGGUUUUUCGAAAGCCGGUGAUGCACAUAAGGUGUUUGAUGAAUUGUCUGAGAGGGAUGUGUUUUCAUGGACUAGUCUCCUGGGUGGAUAUGCUAAACAUGGGGAUAUCAAUAAAUGUUGUGCUGUUUUUCAUGCAAUGCCUACGCGUAAUGAUGUGUCUUGGGUGGUUAUGAUUUCGGGUCUUGUUAGUAAUGAAAGGUACAUUGAAGCUCUGGAUUAUUUUCGUGGCAUGUUGAAGGAGAAUAAUGAGAUGAAGCCUAAUGAAGCUGUUAUUGUUUGUGCUUUAUCAGCCUGUGCUAAUUUGGGAGCUUUUGAUCAAGGUAAAUGGAUCCAUGUUUAUAUGGAGAGAAACAAUGUUUUUGAGACUACAAACAUUUGCACAGCUCUUAUUGACAUGUAUGCCAAGUGUGGGAGGAUAGACUGUGGGAUCCGAGUUUUCAACAGAAUUUCUAACCGGGAUGUUCACAAUUUCACCAGUAUGAUAUCUGGUUUGUCGAUUCAUGGUCUUGGAAAGGAUGCUAUGGGGGUUUUCUCGGAUAUGUUGGCUGAGGGUAUUAGACCAAAUGAGAUUACUAUGCUCAGUGUUUUGAAUGGUUGUAGCCAUUCAGGGUUAGUAGAGGAAGGCACCUCGAUUUUUAAUGACAUGGAAACUUUAUGGGGCAUUGUUCCAAAGAUUGAACACUAUGGGUGCUAUGUCGACUUACUAGCUCGUUCUGGUCAUCUGGAGAGAGCAUUUGAUGUUGCUAAGACCAUGCCUGUAGAACCUGAUGCUGCUAUAUGGAGGGCUUUGCUUAGUGGGUGCAGAACUCAUCGCAACAUUUAUCUAGGUGAGCAGAUCUUGAAUCAUGUUCGCGAACUUGGUUCAAGUGGCCAAGUUCUGCUGUCAAGUUUGUAUGCUUAUACGGGUAAAUGGGAGAGUGUUGUUUCAGCGAGGAAGCAAAUGGGUAAGAGAAGGAAUACAUCAGAACUUGGUUGCAGUUGGAUUGAGGUGGAUGGUGUUACUCAUGAGUUCCGAGUGGAUGAUCAACUACAUCCUCGGAUUGUGGAGAUUCGCGAAAAACUUGGUGAAAUUUUGAACAAGGCAAAGCUUGGGGGAUACAUCACUAAUACAAACAUGGUUACAUUUGACUUGAAUGAGGAAGACAAAGAGCAAGCUGUUUCUUUGCACAGUGAGAAGUUAGCUGUUGCGUUUGCAUUUCUGAGUACUAAAUCUGGGAAUGUAAUCAGAGUAAUGAAAAACCUGAGGACUUGUGAGGACUGUCACUUGGCUUUGAAAGCCAUCUCUCUUGUUUUUGACCGAGAAAUCAUUGUCCGAGAUCGGUCUCGUUUCCACACCUUUAAACAUGGGAAGUGUUCUUGCAAUGACUACUGGUAGUUAAAGCAUAAGCUAAAUUACAGACAUGGAGACAAUCCAGGUGCAAUGAGAUCAUUGCAUAUCUAGAAGUUAUUCCUUAAACGCGUUUCGCAGUAGCAUACUCAUUGCAUACAAAGCCUUUACAGUGAUAUCUGGACCAAGAUGUUUUACUGAUAAGAAGAUGAAACUUAGCUGAUUGGGGAUGUUUUGACCAAAUUUGAAGGCAUGAACACCAUCGAGCCACGCUCAUCAGGGUGGAUUGACGAUAUUUUUAUGUGAAACUAUUGGGUCAGAUCGUCUGACCCAAUAGGUUCCGUUGGACGGGGCACCAUGCUCCUAUACUUUCCUUUCUUCUUCCCUUGCAUCUGAAGAAGUCCCCUCGCCGGCAUUCGGGAAGUGACAAAGGUCGUCGGUGGUUCGCAGACGUUGUCGGAGGUCGCGUGCGAGGCUAGAGUCGCUCGCAUCUGAUGGUCUGUCAUCUACACUCUCUCUGUCAUGAAUAUCUAAAAUCUCAAUCUAUUUUGAAGCUUGCUUUAAACAUAUUACCUCAACGCACUUUCUCAAUUUCAACAUAUUUGGUACAUAUUUUAUCAAUCACAAAGCUCGAAGAUCACAUUAAUGGCAAAAAUUGAGGUGAACAUACAAUCACAACAUCAACUUGACGAACUCGCAGAUCC
Molecule: messenger RNA, 2743 nt
Organism: Beta vulgaris subsp. vulgaris (sugar beet)
Lineage: Eukaryota; Viridiplantae; Streptophyta; Magnoliopsida; Caryophyllales; Amaranthaceae
Product: pentatricopeptide repeat-containing protein At3g62890
Exons: 2
Coding region: 138-2087 (649 amino acids)
Biological process (GO): RNA modification
Molecular function (GO): zinc ion binding; protein binding; RNA binding
Source: RefSeq, a predicted model, not a curated record